AAAACCCUCAAAGCCUGGUAUUUUACCGAUCUUUUCAUUCUCUGUUCAAACUCUGGUAAUUAUUUACUGAUUUUCUAUUCAAUUUUGUGUUCAAAAUCUGGUACUUUUACUGAUUUUCUUUUCAAUUUCCGUUCAAAAUCUAAUCAAAUUGAACCCAGAUUUUUUCACUCAAAGGCACAAAUUAAUUGUAUGUGAUGAUUUCUGAGCAAUGGUGGCGUUAACGUUCAAUAGGAAGCGAGGUAACGAUUUCUUCUCUUCAAAUUACAAAACCCAAUUUUCAAGUCCUUCCAAUUUCGACCACAUUUCAAAAAAACCCAAACUUUCUAUAUAUCAAACCCUAAAUCCACCAAAAUCAACUGUUCAAAGGUUUUUCAUGUACCCGGAUCCAAUUAACCCGAUUCGAAGACAAGUUCAUGCUCCUUGCAGGCAUUCAAGAUUUGGGUCUAAGGGUAUUUCAGCAAAUUCAGCUCCUGAAACGGGUAAUUUUGUAUCAAGAGUGUACGAUGAAGCUAAGAAAAGUGCUUUUUAUAGUUUAAGGUGUUUGAAAAAAGUUAAGGAAGUGAUAUUUAUUGAUGAUGAUGAUGCUAAAAAGGGUGAUUUAGAAGCUGGGGUUUGUAAACAAAGUGAUGUUUUUUGUAAUUUGGAAGGUGGGGUUUGUGAAAAAAGUGAUUUUUUAGGCCAGAAGUGGAAGCAGACUAAUGGGCCUCUGGAAAUUUUGAAUGGUGUUGAUGGUCACGAUUCGUUGGUAGUAACGACGGGUUUGGAUGAUGGAAAUUUGAAGGAAGAGAGUGUAGGGAAGAUGUUAGACACACUAGCGUUGAACCCCACGUCUGAUUCUGCUUUCUAUGUCCCUUUGUAUAAGAAAUUGCUUGGUUCAGUGGGGAAAAUAAAUGAUAAGUUGAAAAGACUGCAGUUUCAGAUUGGAUAUAAUGAGAAGUGUCUCGAAACGUAUAGUUUGUUGCGGCCUCAGAAGAAAGAAGAACAGGUUAAAGAGGAUGUGAUUUCAGAACCAUUUGUCCCUCUCACUGAGGAGGAAGAGGUUGAGGUAUCGCGUGCUUUAUCCAAAUCCAAUCGAAGACGGGUUUUGGUGACCCAUCAAAACUCCAAUAUUGAUAUUACUGGAGAAAUAUUGCAAUGUUUAAGACCUAGGGAAUGGUUGAAUGAUGAGGUUAUCAAUGUGUAUCUUGAACUGUUAAAAGAGAGAGAGAAAAGGGACCCCCAAAAGUUCUUGAAAUGUCAUUUCUUUAACACAUUCUUUUACAAGAAGUUGAUAGGUGGCAGGGGAGGCUAUAACUAUCAAUCUGUGAGAAGAUGGACAUCCCAAAGAAAGCUGGAUUACUGCCUACUCGAAUGCGAUAAAAUCUUUGUCCCUAUCCACAAAGAAAUACAUUGGUGUUUAGCUGUUAUCAAUAAGAAGGACAAAAAGUUCCAAUAUCUUGAUUCGCUCAGAGGAAGGGAUACUCAAGUGUUGAAAGUGCUGGCUAGGUACUUUGUUGAUGAGGUGAAGGACAAAAAUGGGAAAGACAUUGAUGUUAGUUCAUGGAAGCAAGAGUUUGUCGAGGACCUUCCAGAGCAAAAGAAUGGGUUUGACUGCGGUGUGUUCAUGAUAAAAAAUGCUGAUUUCUACAGCAGAGAUAUAGGCCUCUGUUUUAAUCAGGAAGACAUGCCGUAUUUUAGGUUGAGGACUGCGAAGGAGAUCUUGAGGUUGAAAGCAGAUUAAACAAUCUUGAGCAUGCUCCUGUUUUGUCAUGUGUUAUAUCCUGUUUCAACAAAGGGAUGAUUAUGUAGUUCAAUAGUUGGUAUGAUCGACGUGAGGCUAAGUAUUCCUUAAAGAUCUUUACUGUGAUUAGUCAAAGUGUUAUUUAAUUCUUUAGCUAGUUAUUAUCCGGGAAAGGCUUGAUUCUGAAAGUGCUUCUUUAGGUUAAUUUUAUAAAUUCAGUCUUUUUAGUCCCCAUAGAGCAUUUUAGAUGAAAUUUAGAGUUGUAAACAUUUGCUUCUUUAUAUUAUUAUUUCAAUGAAAUGAAAUCAAAGAUUUUACUUUUUGUGUAA
This is a messenger RNA of Nicotiana tabacum (common tobacco), 2049 nucleotides long. RefSeq names its product ubiquitin-like-specific protease ESD4. Gene Ontology annotation, biological process: protein desumoylation; proteolysis. Gene Ontology annotation, cellular component: nucleus. The record is from RefSeq and is a predicted model, not a curated record. Gene Ontology annotation, molecular function: deSUMOylase activity. NCBI's taxonomy places the organism in Eukaryota, Viridiplantae, Streptophyta, Magnoliopsida, Solanales, Solanaceae.